Messenger RNA from Raphanus sativus (radish), 756 nucleotides. RefSeq lists its product as uncharacterized. The coding region runs from base 1 to 756 and encodes 251 amino acids. Lineage: Eukaryota; Viridiplantae; Streptophyta; Magnoliopsida; Brassicales; Brassicaceae. The record is from RefSeq and is a predicted model, not a curated record. The transcript has 4 exons.
AUGGACAGUAACAGCAUAUUAAGACUUUUAAUUGAGGAUGAUGAGUUGGACUUGUUAUUUGAUGAGAAUCAGUACAUGUGUGCUCUUUUGGAGGAAAUGGGUGGAGCAACAGAAGCUGAUGCUGAUAGGCAAUUAGUCAGGACAAACCGAGGUGAAGGUUGGCGACGUGUGCAACGUUUUAUGAAUGGGUCUGAGGUACAAUGCUAUGAGAUUCUACGCAUGAACCAGGAAACAUUUAAGAGUUUGUGUAAGGUGCUAUCAGAAAAGUAUGGGUUAAAGGAGACUCACAAUAUUUUCGUUGAGGAGAGUGUUGCAAUGUUCUUAGAGACGGUCGGACAAGAUGCAACUGUACGGGCUAUAGCAGAGCAUUAUCAACAUUCAACUGACACUGUGAAAAGGAAGUUAGAACAGGUAUUGAGUUCUCUCUUGAAGCUUGCAUCAGAUAUUGUGAAACCAACGAGGAAUGAGUUUGCAACAGCUAGUCCUUUUCUAGAAGGUAAACCGCAGUAUUGGCCUUAUUUUAGGAACUGCAUAGGUGCUUUAGAUGGAACUCAUAUUACUGUCCGUCCACCAUGUGGGAAUAGUGAGCCAUUUAGAGGUAGAAAAGGUGAACCAACCAUGAAUGUGCUGGCUAUUUGUAAUUUUGACAUGAGGUUCAUCUACGCUUAUGUUGGAGUUCCCGGGAGAGCACAUGACACGAAGCUGGAAAAUACUACUUGGUCGACUCAGGCUAUCCAACCAGAACUGGUUACUUAG